This is a messenger RNA of Diuraphis noxia (Russian wheat aphid), 1062 nucleotides long. RefSeq lists its product as uncharacterized. Lineage: Eukaryota; Metazoa; Arthropoda; Insecta; Hemiptera; Aphididae. The record is from RefSeq and is a predicted model, not a curated record.
CCCGCCACUCAUAGGCCAUAAAUUCGUCCAUCGGGCAUCACCACUGCUGUCGCCGUUCGCCAACGCCAAACCCAAGCGCCCUAGUCGGUAGUUGUAGACUGUAGUCUGCCACUCCGCCCCUGCCUUCCACAGUUCCACACCAUCAUACUCCUGAACUCCUCCGACCCACCGCCGGCCAUUACACUCUACUGUUCUCUACCGUUUUURUUCUUUACGUUUUAGUGUCGUACUGUUGUACUCUUGUUCACCGUUGUUCGUCUGCUGUACGUGUUUUCGCUGUGUUGUUCGUAAGUCUCAACUCUCACUCUUCACUCUUUACCGUUCGGUACUUUCCAUUUUUAUUAAUAUUAAAUUAUCAUACCCACGUUUGUCCCACAGACAUCAAAAAUUGAUAUACUCCAGACAAAACAAUGGCUGUCAAAGGAUUAACUUUGUUGGUGGUGGCUUUUGCGUUCUGUAACUCUGCAGUUAAGGGGUCAAGUGAUUGUACUUUGCCAUGGUUAGUAGAAAAAAAUCCAUUCAUCGCUAAGGUUGAAUCUUUAUCUAUUAACAGAUGUCCUACUCCUAUUAUUGGGGAUCCAACUAAAGAAUACUGCUGUUAUAAUACUGAUGGAAAGGUUGAAUGUUGCAAUUUCCAAGAAUAUCUACUCUUUGGAUUGAUUUUCCUCAUUCCAAUUCUUAUUGUUCUACUGAUUCUUUCAUCAAUUCUCAGUUGCAUCUGUUGUUUAUUGUGCCCAUGUUGCGCUAUUUACAAACGUAGGCAAUCUGGCAGGGUACUUGUUCAACCGCUUUCAACCAAUUGUGUCAUUAUAGAUGGUAUACCAUCUGUAAUAUCCAGUCAUGGAUCCUAUUAUGCUUCAGCUUCAACAGGAGGUUCUACACCUUUAAUACCUAAUGAGUACCCUAAAUUAUACAAAUAGUUAAAAUAUUUAAAUAAUAUAAUUAAUUAAUCAAUAUUAGGUAUGACUUUAUUGUAUGUUAAGACUAUGGUAAAUUUAAUAAAAAUAUGUUGAGUAAUUUAGAAGUAAAUGAAUUUAAAAUUGAAUAAUACAUGUUGACAUU